Molecule: messenger RNA, 444 nt
Organism: Vittaforma corneae ATCC 50505
Lineage: Eukaryota; Fungi; Microsporidia; Nosematidae
Exons: 1
Coding region: 1-444 (147 amino acids)
Source: RefSeq, a predicted model, not a curated record
AUGGUAAAAUAUGACCAAAAGAACAAAGCAUUCAAAGACUUUGAGUCUCUCCUUGAAGAGAUAAUGCAGUGUGACGAUGGAUGCUUUGAAGAUGAGGUAUCGCUGGAUGGCUUUGAAGUUGAAAUUUCAGAUCCAUCCAGCGAUUCGUUGAUAAAGGAAAGCUCCAAGGAAGCAACAACAGAUAUAGAAGAAGAGGAUACUACCGAGCAAAGUAGCUUUGUUCCAGGAAAGAUAUAUAGUUUUGUAGAUGGAAAGCUGGGCAUGGUUGACCAAAGUGAGGACUUUCCGGUUGACAAUGAAGAGUCGGAAAUUAAACUUACAUCAGAGCAAAUUAAAAAAUUAACGAUUAUAGACAGAGAGGAGUAUAGCAACACAAAGAACAUUAUAAAACCAGGAAGGGGAAAAAGAAAAACGACUCGAAGAUGUGAAAAUUUUGAUGAGUAG